AUGCUGAACACCAAGCCAGUGGGUACAGGCCACAGGCUGAACACCAAGCCAGAGGGUACAGGCCACAGGCUGAACACCAAGCCAGAGGGUACAGGCCACAUGCUGAACACCAAGCCAGAGGGUACAGGCCACAGGCUGAACACCAAGCCAGAGGGUACAGGCCACAGGCUGAACACCAAGCCAGAGGGUACAGGCCACAUGCUGAACACCAAGCCAGUGGGUACAGGCCACAGGCUGAACACCAAGCCAGAGGGUACAGGCCACAGGCUGAACACCAAGCCAGAGGGUACAGGCCACAGGCUGAACACCAAGCCAGAGGGUACAGGCCACAGGCUGAACACCAAGCCAGAGGGUACAGGCCACAUGCUGAACACCAAGUCAGUGGGUACAGGCUACAGGUUGAACACCAAGCCAGUGGGUACAGGCCACAGGCUGAACACCAAGCCAGAGGGUACAGGCUACAGGCUGAACACCAAGCCAGAGGGUACAGGUCACAGGCUGAACACCAAGCCAGAGGGUACAGGCUACAGGCUGAACACCAAGCCAGAGGGUACAGGUCACAUGCUGAACACCAAGCCAGAGGGUACAGGCCACAUGCUGAACACCAAGCCAGAGGGUACAGGCCACAGGCUGAACACCAAGCCAGAGAGUACAGGCCACAUGCUGAACACCAAGCCAGUGGGUACAAGCCAGAGGAGAAAUACACAACAAGCAGGUUAUCAUCCCUUUGGGGGACUUUGUAUUUUACUGAACACUUGGUUGACCUCGACCAAAUAUACUUUAUAA
Molecule: messenger RNA, 786 nt
Organism: Procambarus clarkii (red swamp crayfish)
Lineage: Eukaryota; Metazoa; Arthropoda; Malacostraca; Decapoda; Cambaridae
Source: RefSeq, a predicted model, not a curated record